AUGUUGGCACAGUAUUCCGGGUAACCUUCGGAGAAAAAGGCAAUGGAUAAUUGUGAAACAAAAAAUAGAUGAGUGACACGAAGAUUAAGUGACGAUAAUAGACGGUUCUAUUCAUGACAGGAUCAACUCGUCUCAGUGAACAGCGAAGGUUCUCGAGUUAGCUUAGCUUAGCUUGCUAGCCGCUAACAAAGAGACCCGGAAGUCAACACGUCGCUAAGCAGAGACCAAGUGUGGGUGCAAAGUGUUGCGAUUGUUUGAAAAUGUGUAAAGUCCAAAUGCUGAGAUUGUUGGUGAAUCAGCGGCUAACUGCAGCUGUCGAAGAAAUAUUCGUAGUGUUGGAAAGAACGAUAGCGGAGUACGAGGAGGAACUUUCUCGAACAAAAGAGGAGAACGAGCGACAACGUCAACUCCUGGAGGCUGUUUUCAAGAAGACUGGAGUUGUCUUACACAGAACAGAUGCCAGUGAAGAACAACUUCCCCCUGAGCAGCAUGAGUGGAACAACAAGGUGGAACAGGAGGAACCACAGCCUCCGCACGUUAAAGAGGAGGUGGAGGAUCACUGCAUCAGUCAGGAGGGAGAGCGUCUUGAAGAUCUGGAGGAAUUCUCGGUGAUUGUUGUCCCAGUGAAGACUGAAGAUGAAAGUGAGGAGAAGAGAGAGGCGGAGCGUCCAAGCAGCAGCUCGACUCAACUCCUGACAUCAGAAGCUGAAGGAGGAUCAAAAGCACUGAACCUCUUAGCUCCGCUAUCAGAUAGUGACGACUCGACGUCACACUCUCCCGACACGGAUGACGACGAUUCUGAAGCUGACAUGACACGUCACGCUGACAACACACGCUGGAAAUGCUCUCAAUGUGACAAAACGUUCGUUAAGAAGGGAAAUCUGAAAAUACACCUGAGGCUUCACACAGGAGAGAAACCUUUUGCCUGCUUAGUUUGCUGUAAAAGAUUCUCUCAAAGGUCACAGUUGAAAUCACAUGCAAGAAUACACACCGGAGAAAAACCUUUUCCUUGCUCUGUGUGCGGUAAAAGAUUUUCACACAAAGUUGCUUUAAAUAGACACACCAGAAUACACACAGGAGAGAAACCCUUUUCCUGCUCAGUUUGUGGCAAAACGUUCAUUGAGAAAUCAAAUUUGAAAGUCCAUGCAAGGUCACACACGGGAGAGAAAUGUUUCCCUUGCUUGGUCUGCGAUAAGAGUUUCUCUCAAAAAAAUGACUUAAAAAGACACACAAGAUCGCACACUGGAGAGAAACCCUUUCCUUGCCUGGUGUGCGAUAAAAGAUUCUCUCAAAAACAUGAUUUAAAAAGACACACAAGAAUACACACUGGGGAGAAACCCUUUCCUUGCUCGGUUUGUUCUAAAGUAUUCACUGACAGGUCGCAUUUGAAAGUGCACAUAAGAUUACACACUGGAGAGAAACCGUUUUCUUGCUUGGUUUGUGAGGAAAGAUUUUAUCAAAAAAAAUAUUUAAAAAUACAUGCAAGAGUGCACACUGGAGAGAAACCUUUUCCCUGAGCAGUUAUUGGAAAAAUUUAAAGUACACACGAUUCUUGUUAAAUGUGUGGUCAACCAUUUACAAAUACCACAAAAAUGACCUGGAAAACUUUAUUUAAAGGACGCAGCCAAGAUCUAAAGGUGGUGGAUGCCAUUUCACCUAGCUAGCUCUGGAUCUCAGUGCCGCCCCAGGCACUGUUCACAGAAUGAGGUGUUCAAGGGAACCGUGUAACUCUUAAUGUGAAAGUACAAGUUGCAAUAAAUACACUCAAAACACUUGAA
Messenger RNA from Doryrhamphus excisus (bluestripe pipefish), 1778 nucleotides. RefSeq lists its product as uncharacterized. NCBI's taxonomy places the organism in Eukaryota, Metazoa, Chordata, Actinopteri, Syngnathiformes, Syngnathidae. Gene Ontology annotation, biological process: regulation of transcription by RNA polymerase II. Gene Ontology annotation, molecular function: RNA polymerase II cis-regulatory region sequence-specific DNA binding; DNA-binding transcription factor activity, RNA polymerase II-specific. The record is from RefSeq and is a predicted model, not a curated record.